UAGGCGGGUUACAGAUCCAUGCUAGGAUAUUAAGAGAUGGGCAUCAAUCCGAUAGCCUUUUGCUUACUACUUUGAUGGAAUUUUAUUCAUCUGGUGAGAAGUGCAAUGAAGCUUGCAAAGUGUUUGAUGAGAUGUGUCACAGAGAUACUGUUGCUUGGAAUGUGUUGAUUUCUUGCUAUACUCGUAAUGGCCGUACACGUGAUGCUUUGACUGUGUUUGAUAUGAUGCAAAAUUCGCAAUGUGGGUAUAAGCCAGAUGAAGUGACUUGUUUGCUUGUACUUCAGGCAUGUGCUAAUUUGAAUGCUUUGGAAUUUGGUCAGCGGGUUCAUAAAUAUGUUGAGGAACAUGGAUUUGGUAAUGCUGUUAAUCUCUGUAAUUCGCUUGUAGCAAUGUAUUCACGGUGUGGAUGUUUGGAUAAGGCUUAUGAUGUAUUUAAGGGAAUGGGCAAGAAGGAUGUAGUUUCUUGGAGUGCAAUGAUUUUGGGUUUGGCGAGUAAUGGGUAUGGAAGGAUGCUAUUGAAGCCUUUAGAGAGAUGCAGAGGGUGGGUGUUGCCCCAGAUGAUCAGACUUUUACAGGUGUUCUUUCUGCUUGCAGUCACUCUGGGUUGCUUGAUGAGGGUCGGAUGUUUUUCGAUUCCAUGAUCAAGGAGUUUGGGAUAGUGCCUAAUGUCCACCAUUAUGGGUGCAUGGUUGAUCUUAUGGGCCGUGCCGGUCUGCUUGAUGAGGCCUACCAGCUUAUUCUUUCAAUGGGCAUCAAGCCAGAUGCUACUAUAUGGAGGACUCUUCUUGGGGCUUGCCGAAUUCAUCGCCACACUUCCCUAGGAGAACGGGUAAUUGAGCAUUUGAUUGAAUUUAAGGCUCUAGAAGCUGGGGAUUAUGUUUUGCUAUUGAAUUUGUAUUCUACGGUGAAUGACUGGGAGAAGGUGAUAGAAGUGAGGAAAUUGAUGAAGGAAAAAAAAAUUCAAACUACCCCUGGUUGUAGUACCAUUGAGUUGAAAGGAGAAAUACAUGAGUUCCUUGCUGAUGAUAUUUCACAUCCACGAAAGAGGGAAAUAUAUGAGAUGCUGGAUGAGAUUGGAAAGCAACUGAAAAUUGCAGGUUAUGUUGCUGAAAUAACAUCAGAGUUGCACAAUUUGGGUGCAGAAGAAAAGCAGAUUACUUUAUCUUAUCACAGUGAGAAGUUGGCCAUUGCUUUUGGAGUUCUUGCAACGCCGCCAGGUACAACCAUAAGAGUGGCAAAGAACCUCCGGAUAUGUGUAGAUUGCCACAAUUUUGCAAAGAUACUUUCUGGGGUUUAUAAUCGAGAGGUGAUCAUUAGAGAUCGCAUCCGCUUUCAUCACUUCCGAGAAGGACACUGCUCCUGCAAUGACUACUGGUGAAGAGAACACAUGCUAAACACUAGUCUGCAACAUGGAAUAUCUGUCAUCAGAUUGAAAAAUACAAGGUCAGUUGGAACAUUACUUUUGACCUCUUAUGUUGAUUAUGGCUACGGAAAAUUUUGGUUCUGGGUAGGGAUUUUCCAAAGAAUUAAAAACAAACAAGUUAUCGGAAUCAAUACCAGCAAUCUCUACCACAUAACCAAGAACAAAGUGGAUGGAUCACGUUGAAGGCAUUUAGCUAAGUGGCAUCUUUCCCAGUGAUUCACAUGUGGUGCAAUGAGAUUUCCUUGGGACAAUUUUUGCUGAUUCAAUGGAUGUUAAAGAAAACAAUUUAAUGGAGAUAAAACAUGAUAAAGCCUGAAAUGAGGGUUUUGCCUCUUUUUCAGUGGAAUGGAAGAACAAAAUUUCCUCAGAGGAACUUAAAG
Molecule: messenger RNA, 1803 nt
Organism: Ilex paraguariensis (yerba mate)
Lineage: Eukaryota; Viridiplantae; Streptophyta; Magnoliopsida; Aquifoliales; Aquifoliaceae
Source: the annotation of a GenBank genome assembly